AUGCAUGACGAACACCCCCAUCCCCUCCUCGCCCAAGUCCCCCUAACCCUCUCCCCAUUCCUCUCCCUACCCACCGCAACGCCCCUCCCCUACUCCUACAAAACCCUCCCCUCCACACUCCCACCCAGCAUUCUCUCUUCACCCCCCUCAAACUCCUCCUCAGACCCCCAACAACCCCAACAACCACCCGCGUACGUAACCUCCGCAACCGGUACAUCAGCCACGCCCGACCAAAUCCUCACCUCCUGCAUCGCGCUGCAGGAGCACCUCCGCAAAAUGGAAGAGGAUGCGAGAAGAACAUUGCGGGAGUGGGAGGAAAGGAGACAAAGAGAGGAUUUGGAGGAGAAGAGGAGGGUUGCGCCCGGGUGGUUGGAUAGCGGUGUUCAUAUUAUUAAGCCUGAGGAGGGGAGUACGGGGCAGACGGCGGGUGGGAAUACAGGGCAAGGACAAGGACAAGGACAGCAGCAGCAGCAGGAGAGUUUAAUGGACUUGGAUCCGCAGGCGGAGCGCAAGGCCAAGGAGGGCGAGGAGUUGGAUAGGGUGUUUGGGGGGUUGCAAGUCUGA
Molecule: messenger RNA, 564 nt
Organism: Pyrenophora tritici-repentis Pt-1C-BFP
Lineage: Eukaryota; Fungi; Ascomycota; Dothideomycetes; Pleosporales; Pleosporaceae
Product: Atrophin-1 multi-domain protein
Source: RefSeq, a predicted model, not a curated record